AUGGGCAGGGACACCUUCCACUACUUCUCCAAGGACCUCCAGCUUACUGAGCAGACUUCAGAAGCUGCCCCUUUGUGCCUCCUGUCCUACCCAAAUUGCUCCAGUCCCUUGUCCUUCAUCCCGACAGGCAUCCCUGGGCUGGAGGAUGCUCAGUUCUGGAUUGCCAUCCCCUUCUGCACCAUGUACUCCGUGACAGUGCUGGGGAACGUCACACUCCUCCUGGUGAUCAAGAUGGACCCAAGCCUGCACUCGCCCAUGUUUCACCUCCUCUCCAUGCUGGCUGCCCUUGACCUCGUGCUCACCAUGCCCAAGCUCCUGAGCAUCUUAUGGUUCUGCUCCCAGGAGAUCCGCUUUGGGGGCUGGGUGGCUCAGAUGUUCUUCACCCACGCCUUCACCACUGUGGAGUCAGGGGUCCUGCUCAUCAUGGCCUUUGACCAAUACUUGGCCAUUUGCAAGCCCCUGCGCUACUCUGCCAUCCUGACCAGCCCCACCAUUGCCAAGCUGGGUUUGGCUGCUGCUAGGAUCCCUGCCCACCUCCACAUCCUGAUGGCUGACCUCUACCUGCUGGUGCCUCCCAUGGUCAACCCACUCAUCUAUGGGACGAGGACCAAGCAGAUCUGA
Pterocles gutturalis (yellow-throated sandgrouse) is the source of this 621-nucleotide messenger RNA. RefSeq names its product olfactory receptor 52R1-like. Lineage: Eukaryota; Metazoa; Chordata; Aves; Pterocliformes; Pteroclidae. The transcript is spliced from 3 exons. Gene Ontology annotation, cellular component: membrane. The record is from RefSeq and is a predicted model, not a curated record. Gene Ontology annotation, molecular function: olfactory receptor activity. The coding region runs from base 1 to 621 and encodes 206 amino acids. Gene Ontology annotation, biological process: G protein-coupled receptor signaling pathway.